Messenger RNA from Schistosoma mattheei, 5058 nucleotides. The record is from the annotation of a GenBank genome assembly. NCBI's taxonomy places the organism in Eukaryota, Metazoa, Platyhelminthes, Trematoda, Strigeidida, Schistosomatidae.
GUGGACUCGUUAAACGUUGGUGAUAAUGAUGUGGAUGUGGAGAAGAGUCAUGAGAACCACGACUCACAUUUCACUGGCUUCAAAACAGGUAAAGGGGAUUCUGUGACUUUGAUGAAUUCAUCAUCUCGGAAGUUCGCUCGAACACUUGUGGACUCGUUAAACGUUGGUGAUAAUGAUGUGGAUGUGGAGAAGAGUCAUGAGAACCACGACUCACAUUUCACUGGCUUCAAAACAGGUAAAGGGGAUUCUGUGACUUUGAUGAAUUCAUCAUCUCGGAAGUUCGCUCGAACACUUGUGGACUCGUUAAACGUUGGUGAUAAUGAUGUGGAUGUGGAGAAGAGUCAUGAGAACCACGACUCACAUUUCACUGGCUUCAAAACAGGUAAAGGGGAUUCUGUGACUUUGAUGAAUUCAUCAUCUCGGAAGUUCGCUCGAACACUUGUGGACUCGUUAAACGUUGGUGAUAAUGAUGUGGAUGUGGAGAAGAGUCAUGAGAACCACGACUCACAUUUCACUGGCUUCAAAACAGGUAAAGGGGAUUCUGUGACUUUGAUGAAUUCAUCAUCUCGGAAGUUCGCUCGAACACUUGUGGACUCGUUAAACGUUGGUGAUAAUGAUGUGGAUGUGGAGAAGAGUCAUGAGAACCACGACUCACAUUUCACUGGCUUCAAAACAGGUAAAGGGGAUUCUGUGACUUUGAUGAAUUCAUCAUCUCGGAAGUUCGCUCGAACACUUGUGGACUCGUUAAACGUUGGUGAUAAUGAUGUGGAUGUGGAGAAGAGUCAUGAGAACCACGACUCACAUUUCACUGGCUUCAAAACAGGUAAAGGGGAUUCUGUGACUUUGAUGAAUUCAUCAUCUCGGAAUUUCGCUCGAACACUUACAGACCCUUCCAUUUCUGAUGUUUUCGUAAAGCCAGAAAUGUGCUACGAGUCUUAUGAUUACAAUGCCCAUAAUGUCAAAGAUAAUUUAUUACUGUCUGUGGAACAAAUUGCUGAGGUGCAUGAUGAUUUUGAGUACUCAUCUCAUAAUUAUAUUGACUCAUUUAGUGGAUGUUUUGAUACUCAAUUUGACUUAUCAUUUGAACGUUCUGAAGGUGGUAUUCACAUGAUGGAAAUUAAUAUAUCAUUAGAUGUGGAACGUGAAAAAGCACGGGUUGACCAACAAAAUCUAAUUGCACAUAAUCAAUCAAUUCCAUCACCCAGUCAACAUGUGCUCUCUACAUCUGAUACUUCAUUGAAUACUACAUUAUAUGGACUAUUGUGGAAUAUACGUAGAAGAUAUUAUGGAACUGAGAUAUUAAAUUCGACAAAUGACCAAUCACUUUUAAAAUGGAAAGUAUUACUUGCUGACUAUGCCAAUCAUCAAAAGUUAUCUGUUUCUUCUGCACCACUUUACUUACCGAAAUAUUUAAAGUUUUCAAAUGAUACUCAUAAUAAAUGGUCUUUACAAACUGCAGAUAAACUUUACUGGUUACUGGAUAUGAAACAUAUUAUAGAUACAAAAUGUGAAAGCAGUCUUCCUAUUUCUUACAAAUUCCAUGAUUUUAUUUUGAUUCCUGAUAAGUUUGGAUGUGUUGGCAAACAAGAAAUUAUCAAUUCAUUUUUGAGCUGUCGUAGAAUUUGUUCAAAUGUAAUUACCCGUGGUUGGAUUGAAAAUCAUUACUUACAAAUAAUGUGGAAAGUUGGUACAAUUGCUUUACUUUACAGUGAUUUAUGCGCAACGUUACUUAGUGACUAUUGUGCACCGAUUCAUGUCCUAAAUGAAUUACGCUAUCGUUAUGAUCGUGAAAUAGAAACUUGUCAAAGACCAGCUCUUCGAAAAGUCAUCGAACAAGACGAUACACCGGCGCGGCGUCUAAUUCUGUGCGUCAGUCGCAUAGAUAUUUUUGACCAAUGUGUAAAGGCUUGUCUGACAGAUGGCUGGUAUCAAAUUGCUUGGUAUCCAGAUCCCAUGCUUACAACACUGAUUACUUCUGGCAAAAUUCGUGUUGGUUCGAAGUUAGUAACUGCUGGUGCUGAACUAGUCGUAACCAAUCCAUCAUCUACUAACAAUCAGCCUAAAAGGAAGUGCUCUUCAGGUGAUGAGCAAAUUGAUGAAUUUAAGCAUUUAUAUGGAGAUGACGGUGUAGCUGUUGGAAUGGCUUUGAAGUUGCAUGGAAAUUCUACACGACCUGUUUCUUGGUGUUCACGCCUAGGAUUCACUACAAAACAACCAAGUUCGGGUGCUGGCUUGUAUCCAGUUCCUCUGUGUACUCUCAGUUCAGAUGGAGGUAUCUGUAGCUCAAUUCGAGUAGUAAUCCAACGUCGAUAUUCCCUACAAUAUAUGGAGACAUUAGAGGUCCCGGAACAAAAUGCAGAUACAUCAACUCUUUUGACACGUACAAAUUCUGGUCCAGAUGAACUGUCUUCAAAGUUUCGUUUAAAUCGCCGUCGAAUUUUUCGCAGUGAACGGGCUGAGGAGGCGGAAGUUAGACUAUAUGAAGCGCGCAGACUCAAAGUUAUUGACGGAGCCUUGGAUAAACUUGUAGCUAAUGAUCCAAGCAAACGUCGAAUUCAACCUACGCAUGAACAAUUAUUAGCUUUGGGUAAUGAUGGUGAAGCAUUGUUACAAGCAAUUCUAAAUGCUCCAGAUUCUAUGGAAGCUGAAUCUAAUUUAACUCAAGUACAACGUGAUGCUAUACAACAUUAUAAAGAGUCUAUCAUUCAUGAUGCAAUUAUUGAAAAUGUCCCACCUAGACAGAUUACUCCUCUUUUGCGUUUAAGAGUUUCAGGAAUUCAUCCUAGAGAUAUUGCUAGUGGUUAUAGCGCUUUGAUUACUUUAUGGAGUCCAACGGAUGAAAUGUUAUCAGUUUUGAAAGAAGGAGAGAUUGUUGAAUUUUAUCGUUUGCAAGUGUCGGCUACACGUGCAAACGAUCCAUUUGUAUCUCCAUCAACUGUUCCAGGAUUUAUCAAACCUAUAGGCGUUAAUAUACCUUCUGGUUUUGUAUUAAGCCUUUCUGGUGGUCGUACAACACGCAUUUUAUCAUUAGGUCAUAUUUCCAACUUGAAAGGAAUUGUUUCUAUUGAUAAUAUUUCUCGUGUAUAUUAUCCAAGAGUAAAAUUAAGUGUUUCUGAAGCCUAUCAAACGAUUAUUCAGGCGGACAAAUCUACGAGUUCAUUUAACAAAGGAAAUCGUGAAGUUGAUUUACGUUGUUUGAUUAUAGCAAUUUAUCAUACUCCAGUGCAUUCGAAUCCAUCUUACAAAAGCUAUCCAUCUGAUGUUAAACAACAGAUGGAUCAUCCAAGAACAAUCGAUACUCCUUUCAAAUAUCCUUCUUCUGAUGUCGAUUGCGUUUAUGCAGUGGAUGCGAAUUGUAAAUCAGAAACAUGUUUAUCUGUGAUCAAAUUUUGGGAUGGUUUACAGGCUCUUCAUUUAAUGGACAUAGUUCAAAUUGGUCGUGUUUUAUGUUUCACCGACUUGCAGUUACGUCAUUGUCAAACAAUUACUGCAACGUCUAAAUUAAGUAAUCAGCCUUCGCGUAAAAUUCCCCUUCUUACUUUACAUUAUACAUCUGCUAGCAAUGUUACAGUUGAAAAACCAAUCGGUCGACGUUCCAGUCGUACUGCAUCAACGGAGUCAGAUCCUACUGUUGUAUCCUGUUUACAACAAGUUUUAAAGGACUUUCUGUUUUCAAAAUCAGGAUAUGAAAUAGAUUUACAAAUAUCUAAUUCUCCUUUGAAUCAUAGCAAAUCCUUAACUUCUGCAUCGAAUACAUCACACUCUACUGGUGUUGGUUUGUCAUCAUUAUUACGUGGUUCUAUUGGUCGUGCACAAUCAACUCCUGUUCACAAUACAAUAGAAACUCCAAAAGUUUCCACUUCACUCGAAAAUUCUUCCUCUAUUUUGAAUAUAACUUGUCCAUCACCAACUGAAUCAAUGCUUAAACAAGGUCUUCCACUUAAAGAACAAAAUUUUACUCCAAUUAAACGAUAUCUAUCAACAACUACUACUGACUGUGAACAAUCUUUAAACAGUAAUACACCAAAAACUGCUACUUGUUCUUAUAUUCGAACCCUUCCUAAUCGAAGUGCUUCGCGUACAGGUCUUUCACGAAGAACCCGUUCUCGUUCUAGUAUCCCUGGAUUAAAAAUUUCGUCUACAUCUGUAUCAGAUAAAUCUAUUUCUCACGAAAUAAAACAAUCCGAGAUCGUUGAGAUUACAAAGUCACCAACUUCUGAUAUUAUUCACCCGCUACUUAUUCCUGAAGAACCGUGUUUUACUCCUGAGCCUAAAGCUAAACGUCCUCGUGGUUCCCAACGUAGUAAUAAAUGUGAUAAUUCAUUAGAACUUUCUAAUAAUAAAGAUAUUUCAGAAUGUAUUCAAUCACCUAAGGAUAUUUUGAAUAGUUCAAUAGGUGAAAAAGAAAAUAUAUCGUUGUCCGAUCCAUUUAGAAUAAAAACUCCUUACAAUUCAGAAAUGUCAUCUAAUUCACAGCUUACAAAUGAUUCAUUUGAUAACUCUGACAUGAGUAUUGCAGAUUUAGUGAAAACACGUCAACGACGUCAGUCACGUUCAUCUCAACCUAUUACCGCCACAUCACCAACGCAACAUUCCACACCAAUCAUAUCUAAGAACCGAUUAUCAUUGAAAAGAAUUUCGAAAUAAUGCAUCUUUGUUGUUUCAUUUUUAUCAUUUAUUAUUGUUGUUUCUCCAUUUCUCCUGGCAUUUACUCAAUUAUUCAGUGUUUCAAUAGAAAUAUCACCAAUUUCCCCUUUAUUAUUGUUAUUAUUUGCCUUUGAGUUUAAUUUCCGUAUUUAUUUCACUUUUUACAUUAAAUAGAAGUGGAGAUAUUGCAAAUUGUAAUUUAAAAAGUCAGUUAUUUUCUGAUAGUUAUUUUUUUAUUUUAGUUUACUCUUGGACUGUUAAGUUGAAACAGUAAAAAGAUGAUAUAGUAGCUUGUUCCAUUUUCUUUUAUCUUUCUGAACAGUUUGAUAAUCAGUGUAUGAGCACUUUCGUCCAAACUCGAUCGAUUAGUUUCAUGGUAUUUCGGUGCCGAUUCGAUGUGAGACAUUGAGG